AUGUGCACUGGAGCGCCGGUUAGCGACACGUGCACCGGAGCGAUGGUUAGCGACACGUGCACCGGAGCGAUGGUUAGCGACACGUGCACUGGAGCACUGAAGAAAUGUGCUCUUCUAACUCAACAAGAGUGGAACACAUGGAGUGUGGCGCAGCUGUCCUUGGAGGUAGACGUGGGUUUGGCCUUCUGGGAAGUUCAGUCACCCCACCAGACUAAUACAGAUCCCACAUGUGCGUCCACGCUCCAACAGGAUGUUUGGACAGCAGCAGUACUCACUAUCAGGUACCUCAGUCCUGAUGUUUGGGUCUGGCUGGACCUCAGACUCUCACCCAGGAGGCAGAUGAGAUCUCUAUCAGCGUGUCUGGUGACUCUGGACCUCUGCUAUCUCGCCCCUCCCUUCUCAUGGAGGGGAGAGAAACGAGAGGGAGAGAGAAAGGCAGCAGCCCACUACCACCAUGUCCCCAGAGGCCCCUCUCCUGCCUCCCCCCCACCCCCACCCCCCCUCCUGCUGCUCAGUACAGCUGUGGCUCAGUCUCAGACUCGACCAGCUGGGAUCCCAUCUCUACCAGAGGACCCUCUGUGUGAACGCCUCUCACCUCCCCUCUGCUCCUCAUUAGGUCGGACCACACAGACCUCCAGCUCCACUCCAGCCCACCCGUCUGUCCACCAUAUCGUCCUCGGAGCGUCCACUCCACUCAUGGCCGUGGCAGAGGGCGCAGCGCCAACGGCGGCGCCCGUGGCCCUGAUGCUCACCCUCAUCGUGGUGGCCCCUGCGCCCGCCUCCGGAGGAUGCCCGUCCGCCUGCCGCUGCUCCUUCGCCAUGCUGCAGUGUCUGGAGCCCGACGGGAUCUCCAGCAUCCCCACGCUGGCGAUACAAGAGAGCGAGAACGUGACAGAGAUUUACAUCGAAAACCAAGCGGGUCUGGAGAACAUCAGCGACAUGAACCUGGUGAACUACAGAGAACUGAGGAACCUGACCGUCACCUCCUGUAAACUGAGGCUCAUCUCUGCCAACGCCUUCCAGUUCAACACAAAGCUUCAGUAUGUGAACCUGGCGUCCAACGCUCUGGAACACAUCAGCUGGAAGGUGUUUCAUUUCCUACCUCUGCUCAACCUUGUUUUAAGGGACAACCCUCUGCUGUGUUCCUGUGACCUGCACUGGCUGACGCAGUGGACGCAGAGUGACCGCGGUGACCUGGACGCUCAGAUGUUGGACUGUUGGUCCGACGGUCACACAGAACCGCUGAGCUCUUUGGUCAUAGAAAACUGCAGUCUACCUGAGGUCAACAUCCUGCCCUCCAACAACAACGUUCAAGAAGGAGGUAACCUGACGUUUGAGUGUCAGGUGACAGGAAGUCCCACCCCCACUGUGAGAUGGCGCACAGAGCAGCUGCGCUCCCACUUCUUCACCCAGGAGAGAAUCUGGGGCUCCACAUUAGAGCUGAUUCUUCACCUCACCAACGUCUCCUCCGCCGACAACCUCCACAACCUGACCUGCGAGGCUGAGAACCAGGCUGGACCCGGAGAGGACGUGGUGCAACUGGACAUUGAAUUUGCGGUGAAAAUCCUGUUUCUCAAAGACGCUGUCCAACAGCACCACUGGUGUUUCCCCUUCGCUGUGGACGGAAACCCUGAACCCGUCAUCUCCUGGUUGUACAACGGCCGAGCUAAACAGACGCGCUUAAUCUACACCCAGCUCAUCCUGGACACCAACGACGGGUCGGUCAAACACGGAUGUCUGUUCCUCAACAAGCCCACGCACAUCAACAACGGACUCUACACUCUGAUCGUACACAACAAACUGGGGAGGGACGAGGCCAACGCCACCGGCAUGUUUAUGGACAACCCCUUCGACCAGUUCGACCCUGAAGGCAUCAUUCCAGUCCCUGAUGUCAAUCCAAGUCCCACAAACAAAUCUGACAUGGACGUCACAGAGAACCUGGAGAGUCGAGUGUUUGUGGUAGGUGUCGGUUGCUGUGGUCUUGCCGUCUUGGCCAGUUCCUUCCUUCUCAUCAUGGUUCUGGUCAUAAACAGAUGUGGACAACAUUCCAAGUUUGGGAUUCCCCGUUCAUCAGUUUUGGGCGCUGAAGACGACCUGGCCGUGUCGCUUCGUUUUAUGAACUUUGGAACCAGCCCGCCCUCCUCAGAUGAAGACUCUGGCUUAUCCAGCUUCGUAGAGAAUCCACAGUACUUCUGCGGCAUCAUCAAGGACAAAGACAUGUGUGUCCAGCACAUUAAAAGGCAGGACAUCGUGUUGAAGUGGGAGCUGGGUGAAGGAGCCUUUGGAAAAGUCUACCUGGCCGAGUGCGCCAACCUCAGCCCAGACAACGACAAGAUGCUGGUCGCCAUAAAAGUGAGUGGGGUUCAGCGUCUACGAGCGCUUUUACUGCCAAUGGGAUUGAGUUUCCUCUAA
This is a messenger RNA of Sphaeramia orbicularis (orbiculate cardinalfish), 2412 nucleotides long. RefSeq names its product high affinity nerve growth factor receptor-like. Gene Ontology annotation, biological process: protein phosphorylation; cell surface receptor protein tyrosine kinase signaling pathway. Gene Ontology annotation, molecular function: ATP binding; transmembrane receptor protein tyrosine kinase activity; protein binding. Lineage: Eukaryota; Metazoa; Chordata; Actinopteri; Kurtiformes; Apogonidae. Gene Ontology annotation, cellular component: plasma membrane. The record is from RefSeq and is a predicted model, not a curated record.